GUUUGCGUUGGGAGUCUAGACAGGGGGCGGAGUUUACGGUAUAAAACCGAGCGGCAAUAACAGAGACGCACAAAAUCUGAGUUGUAGAUGAAUCAUGGAGAGCCCAAGGAGCGGUUCUAACCAAGUGCCGACUAAUAACGACAGGAUGUGUGAGCUUAACAAACCGAUUGAGCAGCGGCGGAAGAAAGAAGAGCAGAGUGCCAACACUACGGAGUUCUCACGCGUCAUCACGGAUCCGGUCACUGGGAAAUGUUACUGUCGCGGAAAAGUACUUGGAAAGGGAGGGUUUGCUAAAUGCUACGAGUUGACUGAUCUGUCAGCUGGAAAGGUCUUUGCGGCCAAAAUCAUCCCGCACACGCGCGUCGCCAAACCGCACCAGCGCGAGAAGAUUAACAGGGAGAUCGAGUUGCACAGAGGACUGAACCACAAACACAUCGUUCAUUUCUAUCACCAUUUUGAGGAUAAAGAUAACAUCUACAUCUUACUGGAGUACUGCAGCAGAAGAUCAUUGGCACACAUCCUGAAGGCACGCAAAGUGCUAACAGAGCCAGAGGUGAGGUACUACCUCAAGCAGACGGUGUCUGCUCUGAAAUACCUGCACGAUCAAGAGAUCCUACACCGUGACCUCAAACUUGGGAACUUAUUUGUGAGUGACUCCAUGGAGCUGAAGGUUGGAGAUUUCGGACUGGCUGCUAAAUUGGAGCCAGUGAGCAACAGGCGCAAGACCAUCUGUGGCACACCGAAUUACCUUUCUCCAGAAGUGUUGAAUAAACAGGGCCAUGGCUGGGAGUCAGAUGUCUGGGCCCUUGGCUGUGUUAUGUACACUUUGCUCCAGGGCAAACCUCCAUUUGAGACCAAUAAUCUAAAGGAGACGUAUCGCUGUAUUAAAGAGGCUCGCUACUCUUUGCCUUCCUCCCUGUCGCUCCCAGCCAGGCAGCUUAUUGCCAGCAUGCUCUCCCGUGACCCAGCGGAUCGCCCGAAGCUCGAUGAAAUUGCACAGCAUGAGUUUCUCUCACAGGGCUUUAUGCCAGAGACUCUGCCUUCCAGCUGUUGUUUCUCUGCUCCAGACUUCCACAUCUCCAGCCCUGCCAAGAGCUUUUUUAGGAAAGCUGCUGCUGCCCUGUUUGGUGGGAAAAGAGACAAAGCCAAAUACUAUGAAAAUCUCAAUAAGACAGCCAAAGAAGAAGACGACAUCUACAAACUCUGCCACGACCUCAAGACAACCUCUAUUAAUAAGCAACCUGCAACGCCAACCGCAGAGGAAAGAGGGACUCCGUCACUACCGGCUGGAAAGCCUGUUUCCCAGGCAACAGUCACACAGCCUGAAGCCCGAGACACAAUCCUCAUGAUCGUCAGAGGCAGCCUCGGGAGCUACAGCAGCAGCAGUGAAUGCCUGGAGGACAGUACAACAUGCUCUGUGGCAGAAGCCAUUGCCAGUGUUUUACGAGGCUGCCUCGAACACAUGCCCACAGCUGAGAAAUUACCAAAGGCUAGCGGAUGCAGCAGCAUGCAGUGGGUAACAAAGUGGGUGGAUUAUUCCAACAAAUACGGCUUUGGUUAUCAGCUAGCCAACAACACUGUGGGCGUCCUCUUCAACAGCGGAACACACAUGAGUCUCCUAGCUGACAAAACGACUGUAUUGCAGCAUGCUGAGAUGGGUCAAUGUGCUGUCAUGUACACAACUGAUGUUCCUGAAAACUGUGUGGGCCAGGUCACUAUCCUCAAGUACUUUGCCCACUACAUGGAAGAAAACCUGAUGGAUGGAGGUGAUAUGGUGAUUGACACUGAUGCUGAAAAGCCCAGACUCUAUCUGCUGCAAUGGCUGAAGUCAGACCGGGCUCUGAUGAUGCUCUUCAAUGACGGCACAUUCCAGGUAAACUUCUACCACGACCACACCAAACUUAUCCUGUGCACCCAGCAGGACGACUACCUCUUGACGUACAUCAACGAGGAGCGAACAUCCGCCACUUUUAAACUGAGUGCUCUCCUGAGUGCAGGCUGCACCUCAGAGCUGCGCAGUCGUAUGGAUUACGCGCUCAACAUGCUUCAGCAGAGAUGUAAAAAAGCACCAUGAGACUCCGUGUGUCUCACUCCGUGCAUGUGCGUGCAUGCGUGUGUGCGCGUGCGUAUGUGCAAGCACGAAAAAUCUGUGAACUGAACCUUGGCUAAAGCACAGAGGCAAACUGGAACUGUUAAUUAGUGUGGAAGUGGUAAUUAAUGCUGAAAGACUGUUAGAGAAAGUUUGAUUGGAUAGAUUAGGUGCUGUGAAAAGAAGAUAGUGGAUGUUGUAAGGGAAGGAGAAAUGAAUGUAGCAUUAUGUUUUAAGAAAAUGAGGAAAAUUGAGACUGGGCUGGAACCAGGGAAAAAAGGACGAUGAAAACUUUUAGAUAGAUUUAGAGAAACUCAGAGAUGAAAGCUGGAUUUAAAGCAAAAAAAGGUCUGUUGAUGAGACUUUUUUUUUUUUUUGCAUGUCAGUGUGUGUAUGUGUGAGACCAAUUCAUUUGUUAGAUAUUAGCAAAUAU
Molecule: messenger RNA, 2522 nt
Organism: Tachysurus fulvidraco (yellow catfish)
Lineage: Eukaryota; Metazoa; Chordata; Actinopteri; Siluriformes; Bagridae
Gene: plk2b
Product: polo-like kinase 2b (Drosophila)
Exons: 14
Coding region: 95-2074 (659 amino acids)
Biological process (GO): protein phosphorylation; mitotic cell cycle; regulation of cytokinesis
Cellular component (GO): nucleus; spindle pole; cytoplasm
Molecular function (GO): ATP binding; protein binding; protein serine/threonine kinase activity
Source: RefSeq, a predicted model, not a curated record